AUGGAUCCUGGGUCCAUUUCCACAAACAGCUUUGACGGCUACAAGAAAGAAGCCGCCAACCUCUCCCAUAUCGAAGAGUUUGGUUUGCUCACAGCACUCUGGCGAGCUCUGGAUUCACAAGCCCCAAACCCCAUCCUCGGUGACCCCUAUGCCCAGGAAACGUUCGACCGUUGUCGUGUAGAUCAGGAGCAAACCCUCUUCAGCAGUGCCGAGGACCAGCGCUGGGUACGAUUUACCUGCAACCGGUCUAAGACUGUCGACAAGUGGUGCCAGCAAUUCCUGGAUCUUCAUUCCAACGAGAAAGUUCAGGUGCUGCAUUUAUGCUGUGGCCUAGAUGCCAGAAGCCUACGAAUGCAGUGGGGGGAGAACGUGCGUUGGGUUGAUAUCGAUCUGCCGAGCGUCGUCAAUCUGCGCAAGAGACUUGCGGAGUCUUUCCAUCACGACAGAUGGCUGGUUCAAAGAUACAAGGCUGAGAAGUUAUUUCGAGGUGUUGUGGACUACUUCGGUACAGGUCAAUUCGCCUUCGACACAUUGGGCACGCUCGUCCGAAAGUAUGAGCCAGACAUAUUAAGGAAGUCACCGCUGGAGAUCAGGUGGGUCAUCGACGACAUGCAUGCGGUCGAGAAGUUCCAUCCGAAGCUCAGAAUGAGGAGCAGGGUCCGCUGGCAGGAAUAUCUGGGCAACGAACUACCCAUGGGACAGAAUCUGCCACCGUUCUUUGGGCGGUGGACGACGGCGCUGAUGUCUGUGCGCAGUCACACGGCGUUCAAAUCCUGCUUACAGGUUGCGCUCUUCGACUUUGGGGAUCGGGCUUUGUCGGUGAACAGCAGCGUGUCUGCAGCCUCCAGCCAGCAGGAGGAAGUGGAGAGCAGUCUGGAGACUUCUUCAAGCCACCGCUCAGAACACGACGGUCGAACGGACCCGGAAUGA
Cryphonectria parasitica EP155 is the source of this 930-nucleotide messenger RNA. RefSeq lists its product as uncharacterized. The transcript has 4 exons. Lineage: Eukaryota; Fungi; Ascomycota; Sordariomycetes; Diaporthales; Cryphonectriaceae. Gene Ontology annotation, molecular function: methyltransferase activity. The record is from RefSeq and is a predicted model, not a curated record. The coding region runs from base 1 to 930 and encodes 309 amino acids. Gene Ontology annotation, biological process: methylation.